GGAUGUUACAUGGCUAAGCGGCAUAGCGACGGUCAUUGAAAUCGCGAACGCACGUCGUGCAUCCUCGCUGACGAUUCUAAUUUCUGAUUCAGGAUUUGUGUGAUUCUCUCGAAGAAGAAUAUUAAUUAAGUAUUCCUUAUACUUAAUUCACAAUGAUCUCUUGGCAGCAUGACAAUGGCGCACAUGGGUGACCAAAGUAUAUAACAAGAAGAACAGAUCACUUUUACGCAAUAAUCUUAGUUGCAUUACACACACGUGCACGCGUAGUGAGAUCUGAAGAAACCGAUUCUUCCAAUUGGUUAAACCGAUUUCGCACGUUCACCGUGUUAAGAACCGUCGUGGAGAUAUACAUCUCAUCUCACGUUAAGUGGUUUCUACAAUGAGAAUUAAAGACAUAAAGUUUAAAUUUAAGCUUUAAGCUGUAAGAAAUCGACUGUGAUUAAUCAACUUCUUAUGAUUUAAAUUUUAAAGCUUAAAUUUUAUAGCUUUAGUUCUCAUCAAGCGGGUAGAACCUGCUUUAAAUCUGCUUAAAUGACGAAUUUGAAAUAUGGAUCUAUAUUAUGAACUAAUUUGUCAUUUUAUUUUGCUGCAAGACCUCCUUGAAUCCAGUGCGAAUCUUCAAACCCGAGGCAGAGGAGGAGAAAGCAGAGAUUGCUAGGCUAAGCCUGUUCGUUGGAGUUAUUGCCAUUGGAGACUUGGUGAAAUCCACCCUAGGUCCUAAAGGCAUGGACAAGAUACUUGUAUCUUACGGCAGAUCCGCGGGACAGGUACAGGUCACCAAUGACGGUGCCACUAUUCUCAAGAGCGUUGGCGUUGACAAUCCCGCUGCCAAGAUUCUGGUUGACAUGUCUCGUGUUCAGGACGAUGAAGUGGGGGAUGGCACAACUUCGGUCACUAUUCUCGCCGCCGAACUCUUGCGAGAGGCAGAGAAAUUGAUUGAGAACCAGAAGAUUCAUCCGCAGACCAUCAUUAGCGGUUGGAGGAACGCCGCAAAUGUCGCGAUCGAAGCUCUGAAAAAUGCAUCCGCGGACAACUCUGCCGAUCCCGAGCGUUUCCGCGAGGAUCUGCUGAACAUUGCGCGCACGACGCUGAGCUCCAAGAUCUUGUCUCAGCAUAAAGAGCACUUCAGUAAACUCGCGGUCGACGCGGUCCUGCGACUUAAGGGUUCUGGUAAUCUCUCCGCGAUACAAGUUAUAAAAAAACGCGGUGCAACGCUCGCUGAUUCGUUCUUGGAUCAAGGAUUUUUGUUGGACAAGAAACCGGGUGUUCAUCAACCGCAAAAAGUAUCAGAUGCGCGUAUACUCAUUGCUAAUACAUCUAUGGACACGGACAAGAUCAAGGUGUUUGGUUCCAGAGUUCGUGUAGAUUCAAUGGCAAAAAUCGCUGAGUUAGAAACUGCGGAGAAAGAAAAGAUGAAGGAUAAAGUCGACAAGAUUUUGAAGCAUGGAUGUAACGUCUUCAUCAAUAGACAGUUAAUCUACAAUUAUCCAGAACAAUUGUUUGCCGAUGCCGGCGUUAUGGCCAUCGAGCACGCCGACUUCGACGGUAUCGAGAGACUAGCGCUAGUCACUGGCGGUGAAAUAGUUAGUACUUUCGACAACCCGGAUUUGGUCAAGCUUGGAAAGUGCGAUCUUAUCGAACAGGUGAUGAUAGGCGAGGAUACCCUUCUGAGAUUCUCGGGGGUUCCGUUGGGCGAGGCGUGCACCGUAGUUAUACGCGGUGCGACGCAACAAAUCAUCGACGAGGCCGAGAGAUCGCUGCACGAUGCGCUUUGCGUCCUGGCCGCUACAGUGCGCGAAUCACGGAUAGUCUACGGCGGUGGAUGCAGCGAGAUGAUUAUGGCUUGCGCCGUCAUGCGAGCAGCCGCAGCUACGCCGGGCAAGGAAGCGGUCGCGAUGGAAGCUUUCUCUCGCGCAUUACAGCAGUUGCCAACCGUUAUCGCCGAUAACGCUGGCUACGAUUCGGCACAGUUGGUCAGUGAGCUAAGGGCCGCGCAUAAUUUAGGCGGUAACACGAUGGGAUUAGACAUGGAAUUAGGUAAAAUCGGUUGUAUGAAACGACUGGGAAUUACCGAAUCUUGGGCAGUCAAGAGACAGGUCCUCGUAAGCGCGGCCGAGGCGGCGGAGAUGAUACUACGUGUAGAUGACAUCUUGCGUGCGGCUCCUAGGAAGCGCGUUCAAGACAGGGGACGUUGUUAAUUCAUUUAAAAGAGAAAAAAACAUUUUUAUCUCUCCCGAUUUCACGAUUGCUUGUUCUUUUUUUCUACACGCGACGUGUAGGUUGAAAUUAACUAACGUGCUUAAUGUAGAAUAUAAAUUAUAAUCUCAUUAUGUCAUUCUCUCGUUGAGGGAGCAUUGCAAUGGAUAAAAAAAGAUAAUCGUCACACACACAAGCGUAAUUACUCCAUCAUGUUUCUUCAAACGUAUAUUUACAUAUGAAUUCUAUUCUAUUCAGUUUCCUACAAAGAUUCUUAAAACUUUAAAAAAGGCAUUUGUUUCAUGUAUUUAGAAUUUUUAUAACGACACAAUAGAGAUUCAACAUUAAUAAAUGCUUUGAGAUAC
Molecule: messenger RNA, 2561 nt
Organism: Ooceraea biroi (clonal raider ant)
Lineage: Eukaryota; Metazoa; Arthropoda; Insecta; Hymenoptera; Formicidae
Gene: CCT2
Product: chaperonin containing TCP1 subunit 2
Biological process (GO): protein folding
Cellular component (GO): cytosol; chaperonin-containing T-complex
Molecular function (GO): ATP hydrolysis activity; ATP binding; ATP-dependent protein folding chaperone
Source: RefSeq, a predicted model, not a curated record